AGACCAAGAGCAGAGAGGGGAGAGAAGAGACAGCAAGCAUUUGACUGACUGAGAUUGACGACCAGUCACAGCAUGGGCUCCUUCACUAUCAUCUCCAUCAACAUUCUCCUCCUUUUGACUUUGCAGCUUCAAGGUCGAGCCAAAGCCAAUCCUGUGUCUAAUAAUGACCUGGUGGAUUUCAAGAAUUUGUUGGAGCGCCUAGAGGACAAGAUACCUUUAGAAGACGAGGUCAUGGCCUCGCAAGGACUUAAUGAGCAGAAUGAAGAGGCUGAGGAAGUACUUAGCCCCCUCUCUUCCUGGAGUGGGGAAGUCCGUCCAGCCCAGCGAGAGGCAGCUGUCAAUCGGGGCACUUGGGAGCAAUCUGAGAGAUCUGCCCUCCUGAAGAAUAAGCUUCGGGCCCUCUUGACUUCCCCUCGAAGUCUGAGGAGGUCUUCCAGCUGCUUUGGGGGCAGGAUUGACAGAAUAGGAGCCCAAAGUGGACUUGGUUGCAACAGUUUUAGGUUCUGAAGAUAAUGCACAAAGAGGAAAACAUGUGCUGUACCCAGUCAGACCCACAGAAGCUUCAAAUCCUUUGGGACUUUGGCUUUAUUUUGUCCAUUUGUUGUCAGCCAACUGGGCUUUGAAUGCGCUCCUGGUUCAAGCUACAGUUUUCUUUUGCCAUUUCACAAAUAUAAUUUUGAAUGUAGACAAAGUGGUGUGAUGGUGGCUUUUGCCCCUUCAUUAAAUCUGAGUUUAAAUCCUAAGCAGCUCAAGGACGAAUAAAUUUCAGCACC
Molecule: messenger RNA, 773 nt
Organism: Vombatus ursinus (common wombat)
Lineage: Eukaryota; Metazoa; Chordata; Mammalia; Diprotodontia; Vombatidae
Gene: NPPA
Product: natriuretic peptide A
Exons: 3
Coding region: 73-507 (144 amino acids)
Biological process (GO): negative regulation of systemic arterial blood pressure; receptor guanylyl cyclase signaling pathway; neuropeptide signaling pathway
Cellular component (GO): cytoplasm; extracellular region; nucleus
Molecular function (GO): hormone receptor binding; hormone activity
Source: RefSeq, a predicted model, not a curated record